Molecule: messenger RNA, 2043 nt
Organism: Alexandromys fortis (reed vole)
Lineage: Eukaryota; Metazoa; Chordata; Mammalia; Rodentia; Cricetidae
Exons: 10
Coding region: 763-2043 (426 amino acids)
Cellular component (GO): cytoplasm
Molecular function (GO): protein binding
Source: RefSeq, a predicted model, not a curated record
CUGGGCCCCACUGAGUUAAAAUCAAAGCUGGUCCGACGGGACCGUAGUCCUUUAUGGAACUCUGGAGAAUCUAUUUCCAUUCUUCAGCUUCUGGAAGCCACUCACAUUUCCUGACUCCAGUGUCCCUUCCUCCACUGUUAGAGCCAACAGCUGCACCGAGUCCUCCUGGCAUUUCUGACAUCCUUCUUGGGUCUCAUCUCUGUCCCUGACCACAGACUGGGAGUUUCUCAGGCCUGCUGAGAUGGGGGAGUAUAAUAGCCCCUCAGGGUUUGGACCCCCAAUCCAGUGUUUGUCCCCUAAGGCCUUUCCCCACUUCCUAUAUAGUCAGAAAGUUCUUAACUCUGUAGCCAUUGCCUACAGCAAGAUUCUUUCAGCCCUCUUUGCCUUCAGCUUGUCUGGAGUCCCCAUCUCUAUGGCAACAGAGGACGCAGGAAACAGGAUUGCAACACUUGGGUGGUGUUCAGCACCUGCACCAGGCUGGAGUAGAGUGGCCAGGAUUUCAAAGGUCCCCAAGAGGACACCGCCCUCACAUUCCAUCCCCACCCCAGGACCUGCUCUACACUCCCCCCACCUCUGGGGUAACUGGGAUUCUCCAAUGCUUCCUCAGGCUCUGAUUGGCACCGCCUCAGACUGUGUCCUGUUUGCCUCAGACUGUGUCCUGUUUCUCAAGUGAGAUGCAGUUGCAGAGUGAGAGCUGCCUUCAGAUAAGAUGGUAAAGCCUGGCCGCACAGAAGCCAAGUGGAAUCAAACGCUGUAAAAACAAUGCCAAGAGCAAAGAAAAGAAAAGAAAAACCUCGAGGGGCUUCCCCGUCGGUGGUCCCCGUUCUUCAGAAGUUCUUGAAGACAUACCAGAAGUACUGCGUGCAGUCUGGGACGUCCCUGUGUCCCACCAUCCAAAGGGACCUGAAGAACAGCAUUGACAGAGAGCAGAUCCUCAGGAAGUUUACGCUCGUGAGAGCUGGUGACGCCACAGCGAGCCACCCGCCUGUUUCCUUGGAGCCUUUGCUCAUGGCGAUUCGGGAUGAGCACUACACGCUGGGGAGGGAACUCUGCAUCUGGGGCCUUCAGCUGACCAAUCCCGAGAUCGCCAGGCUCGCUUUGUUUCUGGAGUCGAAGGGGCACACCAUCUGCCCAGUUACCGCCUUGGAGAUCGUUAACUGCAAGAUGGAUCUAUGGUCCCUGGGGCGACUGGGGAGAGCUUUGCAGUUCAGCAGUUUGUGUUUCCUGGCCCUCGAUUACUGCAAGUUUGGAAAUAAAGAACUUGAGAGUAUCUUCUCGGGCCUGGAAAACAACCAAAGGCUCCAAGGCCUCAGUCUGCGCUACUGUGGCCUCGGGCCUCAGAGUGGGCAGAGGCUGGGCUCUGUCAUCUCCCAGAGUGCCGUUUGCGAGCUGCAUCUGGAUGGAAAUGAUCUGCAGUGUUCUGGGACCCUGGCCCUCCUCAGACCCAUAGCAGAAUAUGCAGAGAUGCAGGGGAAGGACCAGCCCGCCUUGGCAUCACCUCACACUGGAAAUCUUCCUCUGCUUCCUCAAGUGUGUGGAGGCGGAAGCUCGACUUUGAGCCAGAUUGCGAAAUCUUCCGAAGCUGUAACAAUGAAGAGGACCUCCCAGAGGAAAAGAGGGGAAAGAGGAAUCAGGAAAAAAGUUAAACGCCUGAUGGAAGCUGGUCCUUGGGUAGUGACGCUGCAUCUGGCAGAUAACAGCAUCGACGGGACAGGAGUAGAGGGAGAGCAAUUGCUGGAACUCACUGGAACUUUAACACGCCUGAUCAAAUACUCCCCUCACUUAAGGGAACUCGACCUUGGAAACAAUGUCCUGGGAGAAACGGCUGCGGUGGACAUCCUGGGAGCCCUGAGAACCAGGAAGACAGGUAAACUACCACCCUUAAAAAUUACGGUCACUCCUCGGAUCUCCUCAGACACCUUCACUGCUAUUUGGAAACAUAGCAAGAAAUCUAAUAGGACCAGAAAAAGGAAGAAAAAGGUAAAUUCUUUACUGUCUGGGUGGUUGAGUAGCAGCCACCAGGGGGCGCUAGACGAGGCAUGA